Messenger RNA from Lactuca sativa (garden lettuce), 2214 nucleotides. It is a transcript of the gene LOI1, whose product is annotated as Pentatricopeptide repeat (PPR) superfamily protein. Gene Ontology annotation, cellular component: intracellular membrane-bounded organelle. Lineage: Eukaryota; Viridiplantae; Streptophyta; Magnoliopsida; Asterales; Asteraceae. The record is from RefSeq and is a predicted model, not a curated record. Gene Ontology annotation, biological process: RNA modification. Gene Ontology annotation, molecular function: protein binding; zinc ion binding; RNA binding.
CGACACUUAACAUUUAAAACAUUUCUAAUAAAAUGCCACGACAGAAACACCAAGGCUGCCAGUCAUGAGUUCCGGUAACCAUGGCGUCCGCCACCCUCAAUACCCUCGCGUCGCUGCUUCAAUCAGCCGUCUCAUCCCGUUCCUCCGUCGUGGGUCGAGCAACACACGCCAUGAUCAUCAAAACCAUCGACUCCCCUUUUCCUACUUUCAUCUGCAACCACCUCGUAAACAUGUAUUCCAAGCUCGACCUCCUCGAUUCAGCCCAACUCCUGCUCUCCCUCAUACCUGCACAAGAUCGCUCCGUCGUCACCUGGACCGCUCUCAUUUCCGGUUCUGUACAAAACGGCCAUUUCUCCGCCGCCAUCCUCCACUUCCGUAACAUGCACCACGACUCCAUCGCACCGAACGACUUCACCUACCCAUGCGCCUUCAAAGCUUGUAACUCUCUGAGGUCUCCAGUAACCGGUAGACAGCUCCAUGGACUCGCUAUUAAAUCAGGUCAAAUACAUGACGUCUUUGUUGGGUGCAGUGCCUUUGAUAUGUACUCCAAAAUCGGUCUCAAGGAUGAUGCCAAUAAGAUGUUCGACGAAAUGCCUGUGAAGAAUCUUGCAACAUGGAAUGCGUAUAUAUCCAACGCUGUACUUGAUGGAAACCCUCGUAAAGCAAUCGACGCUUUCAUCAAAUCAAGGAGGCUAUCUGGAGAGCCUACUUCAAUAACCUUUUGCGUUGUCUUUAAUGCUUGUUCCGAUGCCCUGUUUCUGCAAAUCGGUAAACAAAUUCAUGCGUUUGUAAUACGAUAUGGGUAUGAACAUCACGUCUCUGUUGCAAACAGCUUGAUCGAUUUCUAUGGUAAGUGUAAAGACAUAACUUCAGCUCACUUAGUUUUCAACAACAUUAGCAGUCAUAACGACGUUUCCUGGUGUUCCAUGGUGUCUGCUUAUGAACAAAACAACGAAGGAGAUAAAGCUUGCAUCCUCUUUCUACAAGCAAUGAGAAACAACAUCGAGCCAAAAGACUUCAUCAUUUCAAGCGUUAUCAGUGCAUGUGCUGGGAUUUCAUCCCUGGAAACAGGGAGAUUGAUUCACUCACUCGCAAUCAAAUCAUGUAUUGAUGGAAACAUUUUUGUUGGAAGUGCAUUAGUCGACAUGUAUGCUAAAUGUGGAAACAUAGAAGACUGUGAAAAGGUGUUCGAUGAAAUGCCUGAAAGAAACUUAAUCACAUGGAACGCGUUACUCAGUGGGUAUGCCCAUUUAGGACAAUCAAACAUGGCCAUUUCCUUGUUUGAACAAAUGAAAUUUGAAGUGAAACCAAAUUAUGUUACAUUUGUGUCUGUUUUAGCAGCAUGUAGUAGAGCUGGAGAAGUGAAACUAGGGAUGAAUGUUUUUGAUUCAAUGAAAUUAAGAUAUGGAAUUGAACCAGGUGUUGAGCAUUAUGCAUGUGUAGUUGAUAUGUUGGGAAGAGGUGGAAUGGUGGAGAGUGCUUAUGAGUUUAUAAAAAGAAUGCCUUGUAGGCCUACAGUGUCUGUUUGGGGUGCUCUUUUAGGGUCUUGUAAAGUCCAUGGAUAUAAUGAGAUAGGAAAAAUUGCUGCUGAUAAUUUGUUUCAAUUGGAUCCUCAGGAUUCUGGAAACCAUGUUAUUCUUUCAAACAUGUUUGCAGCUACUGGAAGGUGGGAGGAUGCGAAUCUCGUAAGAAUGGAGAUGAAAGACGUCGGAAUAAAAAAAUCCACAGGAUACAGUUGGAUUUCCGUGAAAAAUUCCAUCCACACAUUUCAAUCAAAAGACACAUCUCACGAACAAAACCCUGAAAUCCAAUCAAUGCUCACAAAACUCAAGAACCAAAUGAAAGCAGCCGGAUACAUACCCGACACAAAAUUAUCUCUUUUCGAUUUAGAAGAAGAAGAGAGUGAAUCGGAAGUUUGGCACCAUAGUGAGAAGAUAGCGAUUGCUUUUGGGUUGUGUGUUAUACCUCCCGGAGUUCCCAUUAGGGUUACGAAGAAUUUGAGGAUUUGUUUGGAUUGUCAUAGUGCGAUUAAGUUUAUUUCGGGGAUUGUUGGGAGAGAGAUUAUUGUGAGAGAUAAUAAUCGGUUUCAUCGGUUUAAGAAUUAUGAAUGUUCGUGUAGAGAUUAUUGGUAGUUAAAUGUGUGAGUUUUUAUGUUAGGAAGUGUUUGAUUUAUAGGUCUAUGAGUUUGGAAUUUAUAAAGUUUCAUAUUGGAUA